Molecule: messenger RNA, 870 nt
Organism: Symbiodinium sp. CCMP2592
Lineage: Eukaryota; Dinophyceae; Suessiales; Symbiodiniaceae
Source: the annotation of a GenBank genome assembly
AUGGCCUUGCAAGCCCUGGAGUACUUGUGCAAGUUCUCCGACAGCGACAUCCAGACAGCUGGACGCCAGAUAGACAGUGAGAAAGUCCGACGACUGUGUCACAGCUUGGUGGACUGCCUGGCCCAGCGAGUGACACAGACGGACUCAGGGCAGACAGCCGCUGCAUCUGCCGCACCUGCAGACAGCCAAGCCAGCCAGGCCUCUCCUCGGAAAAGGAGUGUGAGCAACAAGAGGGGCAAGGUGGACCCUUACAAGACAGACAGCGGUGCCGCUAAAGGUAGUGGCCAGCAGGCAGGCCAGGCAGGAGGUGCCGCUGCUGGUGGUGGCCAGCAGGCAGGCCAGGCAGGAAGAGACAAGAGCAGGCCGCCGACAAAGAACAAGCUGCCGAAAGACACUCAGGCAGACCAGGUAGCGCCACCGCCAGCUCCGCCAGCUCCGCCACAGACGAGCCAGUGGUCUGGCCAGAGUCAGAGCAGCCAGUCAGAUUGGGGCAGCCAGUCAGACUGGUGGUCGACCAAACCUUGGUGGGAGUGGGAGAAAGAAAGCCAGACAGACAGCCCACCAAUCCCGUCGACUGGACUGGUUGUGGCGAAAGGCAGACAGAUCGGAGGCAGGGGCAGGUACAGCCAUGCGCAGAAGACGUACUUCUGCAUUGUCCAAUGCUUGAAAUGCAAGGCCGAACCUUGCAACAAGAGGAUGGAGGCAGAGGUGGACGGCCACUGGCCGCACUUCUGCCGUGCCUGCAAGCCCCACGGGGCGCCCGCGACCUGCCGCCAGACAGCCGUGUCAGCCCGCGACCUGCCGCCAGACAGCCGUGUCAGCAGUGCAGCAGUGUACGGGCCCACAAAGAAGCUGUGGCUAGCAGAGUAA